This is a messenger RNA of Rotaria sp. Silwood2, 1857 nucleotides long. The record is from the annotation of a GenBank genome assembly. Lineage: Eukaryota; Metazoa; Rotifera; Eurotatoria; Philodinida; Philodinidae.
AUGGCUGAACGUUUAACAGUUGAAUUUUGUAAAAUAACAAGACGUGAAUUAGCAAAUAUAAUGCUCAAACGUAAAAAUGAAAUUGAUGUUAAAUUAUUACGAUUUGCUAUUGAAAAAACUGUUGGAUUUGAAAUCAUUGUUGAAAAACGUUUUCAGGGAAAUACACUUGAUCAUGCAAAUAAUCCAAUAACUAGUCAUCUUAAUGUUAAAGUAACAAAUACUAAUGGAAAUGAUGAUUUAAAUUUAACAACAAAUCUUAAACCAAAAUCAUCACCAUUUCAAGGAAUAAUAUCUCAAUGUUUCGAAGAUCAUCUAGAUAUUUACAUAGCUGAAUUAGAUCGGUGUUUGGAUGAUCAAAUUCAAAAAUUUGUUGAUGAACUUAAAAAAGAUGGUUAUCCUAAAUUUGAAGGUAGUGAAGAUACAAGCAAUGUUGUACCAACAAGUGCAGAUUUAUUUGUUUAUUUUCGUAAUUGUCUUGUACAAUGUUCAAAAUUAAGUACUGGACAAUCAUUAUUAUUACUUGUUCAAACAUUUCAAAAAUAUCUUCGAGAAUAUGCUAAUCGAAUAUUAACAGCUAAUUUACCAAAAACAAAUACAACAGCAUCAUCUUUAGUUGGUACGACAAGAAUAUUUAUACAAAAUUUACCAAAUAUUCCAUCAAUGUUAAAAGAAGGUGAAACAAUAGCUAAAUUAAAUGAAUCAGAGAUAUAUAAAAGGAAAGAAAAAAUAACCAAAUCAUUAGUUGAUAAAAUUUCAUUUGAAUCAGAAAGAAAUAUUUUUAAAGCAAUUAUUGCUGAAUCUAUUCAAAUACUUAUUCAAGAUCUUGAAAAUGCUUGUGAAUCAGCAUUAACAGCAAUGACUAAGUUAUCAUGGCAAACUAUUGAAACGGUUGGUGAUCAAUCAUUAUAUGUAACAACAAUUAUUAAUCAUUUAAAAACAAUUGCUCCUGCUAUACGUAAUCAUUUGGGAUUGUCAAGAAAAUAUUUUAUACAAUUUUGUACAACAUUUGUUGAUUCGUUUAUUAAAAAGUUUAUUAAUCAUUUAUAUCGUUGUAAACCAAUAAAUAUCAUUGGUGCUGAACAAGUUUUACUUGAUACACAUUCAUUAAAAACAGUUCUUCUUGAUUUACCAUCGAUUAAUUUAACUGUUUCACGAAAACCACCACAAAAUUUUACAAAAAUUAUUCUAAAAAAUAUGACACGUGCUGAAAUGAUCUUAAAAGUCGUUCUAACACCAAAUGAUUUUGCUAGACAAUUUGUUAAAAGUUAUUUACAAUUAAUGAAUAAUGAUGGAGAUAUAAGUUCUUUUCAAAAAAUACUUGAUAUGAAAGGAAUUCGAAGACCUGAACAAGCUCAUUUAAUAGAACGUCUUAAAAGAGAACAUGCAACAAUAAUUGCUAGUCAUCAACAGCAAAUACAACAACAUAUUAUUAUAUUUCGUUUAAUUUCUUGGUUUAUUAUACGAACAUAUUUUAUUGCUGAUGAAUAUUGGCAAACAUUUGAAAUAGCACAUUUACUUGCCUUUGGUUAUGGUUAUAAAACAUGGGAAUGGAAAUCAAAUAUUCCUAUAAGAAGUUAUCUUUAUCCAUUUAUUAUUUUAUUAAUCUAUCGAUUUUUAACUCUAUUUCAUCUUGAUACUGUAUCAAUAUUAGUUAAUUCAGUAACAUUAUUUCAAACAUUAUUGGUUAUUAUUGGUGAUUUAGUUUAUUUAAAAUUUCUUCAAGGUCAUAAAUUAAUUUUUUUGAUUCUUUUAUGUCGAUUUACAUGUUGGUAUACAAUGUAUUCAUCACCAAGAUUAAUUAUUAAUAAUUUAGAAGAAAUACUUUUUAUAUGUAGUCUUGCUGCUGCUAAAAAUUAA